Messenger RNA from Giardia duodenalis, 2037 nucleotides. RefSeq names its product High cysteine membrane protein Group 5. The record is from RefSeq and is a predicted model, not a curated record. Lineage: Eukaryota; Fornicata; Diplomonadida; Hexamitidae. The coding region runs from base 1 to 2037 and encodes 678 amino acids. The transcript has a single exon. Gene Ontology annotation, molecular function: protein binding.
AUGCAUGCGUUGGUGGUGCUCGUCGCUCUGGCCACCGCGCCUUCGCGUGGAGGGAAGAUGAGCUGCCCCAAAAACCACUACCUGACCGGGAGCAUGUGUGUUGAGUGCGCUGCGGCGAUAAAGUGGUGCCUGGAGUGCACCGGGGCAGGCGCGUGCACGAGGUGCGCUUCCGGGGCGUAUCUCGAGGGAGGGUACUGCAAGCCGUGCGAUCCCACCUGUGAGCGCUGCACCGGCCCGGGGAAGUGCACAGCGUGCAGCGAGGCCCACUGCAGAGCACAGGACGGGACGUGCAAGGAGCCCAAUGACUUAUAUCCAGGAUGUAGCAAGUGCGUCCAUGACACAGGAAAGUGCAUGACCUGCGCAGAGGGGUACUUCCACUCGGGCGCGGGAUCAGCCCCCUGCACAAAGUGUGCUGAUAACUGUCUAUCCUGCAAGAGCGCCACUGAGUGCACGAGGGCCGCCUCAGGGUACUAUGUUAACCCCUCGACGAAGAGUCCAGCUGCCUGUACCAGUGCUAACUGUGACACUUGCGCAGAUGAUGGAGCAUGCACUGUCUGCAAGCCAGGUUAUAGGCUUUCUACGCCAUCAACAACGUCACAAUCAGCAACAUGUGUAAGUUGUACUGGCAAUUGCAGCACGUGCGAUUCCAGCAAGUGCACUUUCUGCAUGCCCGGCUAUGCCCUCACUUCUGAAGGCGCCUGCCAAGCAUGUGGGAGCAACUGCGAAGUCUGUGCCAAUAGCGAAUACCAGCUUCCUGGGAAGUGCCUUUCGGCCGGAUGCAAGCCAGGAUAUUACUAUCCUUCAUACAUGACCAGGUGCGUUGAGUGUCCAUCUGGCUGUGACAGCUGCUACUUCGAUCAAGAACAAACUGUUCCCAUUUGUACUCGGUGUAAGGGUUCGAUUCAGCCUAUUGUAGGACCAAAGAUAUAUGGUAUCUGGUGCUCUAAUCCCCCAUCGAUAGACUGCACAAAUAAGGGAUUCUUAGAGAAUGAUCUUUGUCUCCCCUGCUAUGGUUCGAUCGCGGGCUGCAUAGAGUGCAGCGAUCGCUUUCAUUGUACUGAGUGUCUGGAUGGAUACUAUCUGUAUGAUAAUCUCUGUGUUUAUUGUGACGACAACUGCCUUACUUGUGAGAACGCCGCAACGAACUGCACUAAUUGCGAUGAGGGCUUUGUCCUGCAGAAUGGAAGGUGCAUCGAAGUGGGUUCCGUGAUGGAGAACUGUAUUAAAGCGAAGAGUGCUUCGGAUUCUGCACAGGGUUGCAGUGCAUGCAGAGGAGGCUUUUAUCUGACCAACGGUAUGUGUGAGAAGUGCGUAGAAAAUUGCCAAAUAUGCACUGGAGCGUCACUUUCCGAGUGCAAAACAGGGUUCAAUGGCUACCGGUAUGAUAGUAGCAAAAAUACGUUAGAAGAAUGUAGGGUCGCCAACUGUGAGAUGUGUGUUUCCUCAAUAGAUCAAUGUAGCGUUUGCAAGAAAGGAUUCUAUCUGUCGUCUGAUAAUAAAAAUUGCAUAAAAGGACAAGUAGAAAAUUGCAAAGUCUAUUCAUCUAAUGGCUCUUCGUGCAGCGAGUGCCUAGCCGGCUAUGGCGUUUCGGCUAAUGGAGAUCGGUGCUCCCCGUGCUUGGAAGGCUGCAAGGGAGAGUGUACAGACGCUACUUGUGAGUCUGGUGAGUGUGUGCAGGGAUACUAUUUUAAUAGUGACAAUACAUGCGUUAAAUGCCUAAGUGGGUGUGCGUCCUGUGUUAUAGAUAGUAAGAAAGUGAUUUCUUGCGAGCGGUGCACGUCUGGCCAGGUUUUCGCCAUCAGCUCAAUCAUGGGUCUCUACUGCGAUAAGCCGGACUUUAACUUCUCCAGCAGGGGUGCAGGACUCAUCUCUACGAUUGUUAUCUUGGGCCUCAUCAUCGUCGGUUUCAUCGUGGCUACUCCGUUCCUCGUCAAUCUUGCGAAGAAGCGGGGGGUCCGAGUUAGCAAAUUACGCAGCAUAAAUUCCGGGUCAGAGAGCCACAACGAGUUCCUUCUAGAGGAGCCGGAUCUUCUGUGA